Molecule: messenger RNA, 567 nt
Organism: Alternaria rosae
Lineage: Eukaryota; Fungi; Ascomycota; Dothideomycetes; Pleosporales; Pleosporaceae
Product: dolichol-phosphate mannosyltransferase subunit 3
Exons: 3
Coding region: 218-502 (94 amino acids)
Biological process (GO): GPI anchor biosynthetic process
Cellular component (GO): endoplasmic reticulum membrane; dolichol-phosphate-mannose synthase complex
Source: RefSeq, a predicted model, not a curated record
AAACGGGGUGAGUUCCUGCGGCAGCGUCGACCCACCGUGCGGUUGGCCUUGCCUUUGGCCGGUUCCGUUGGACCCCUGGACACAGAUCCCUUGGCGGCAAUUGAGCGAUCUGGCACCGAACAUUCACCACCACAGACGUCAAGCAUCACGCCCUCACCCGCACUUCUUCCGACCACCGACCCUCGUUUAACUCGUUUACAACAACCAAUUCGCCAACAUGACGCGCGCUACGCAGACCAUCAGCAUUGGCAUGCUCCUCACCUCCAUCUACCUCUCACUGUUCCUCCAAGUCGUCCCGCUACCUCAGAAGAUCCAAGAGGAGGUUGUGCCUUUCCUCCCCUUCUGGGCUCUCAUCUCCUUCGGCGCGUACCUUCUCUUCAAGCUCGGCUGGGGAGUCUUCACCUUCAACGACGUACCCGACGCGCACAAGGAGCUCAUGCAGCAAAUAGCAGAGGCGCGGAAAGACCUUCAGGCAAAGGGUGUGGAUGUCGGCGAAGAUUAGACGAGAUGGAAGAUUGCGGUGCAGCAUAAUUGGUGUCGUUUUUGGGCAUAGGAUGGAAUAUCGCA